ACUGAAACCACAACAGCGUCAGCGGGGAUGGAGCCUCUGUGCCCGGGACUCUGCCGCAGCUCCCAGCGCUGCCUGCAGGGAGGGACCCGGCAGCACCACCAUGUUCGCCACGGUGAGAUUCGGAGCCAACUGCCAAGAGAUGGUGAACCUGCUCUGCUGUGUCCAGACCCUCACAGGCCACCUGAAAUGGAAGUGUCAGUGCAGGCCUGAAGACUGCAUUGAUCUUAUGGAUGAAAAGGGCAUCCUGAUGAACCUGAGCAAAGUGGAGGAUCCUGCAUCUGAAUAUGCCAGUAAAUACCUGCAGGGAAGGCAGCGCUACAUCCUCAUCAGAGCUGUCCGAGAAGAAAACUCUGAAGCCAUCUGCUACGAAUCCUUGCUUGAGGACCUGGGGAAACACUACCCUGAGCUCCCAGAUCGGCUGCAGCAGCUCUCAGGAAAGACUCAGAGGACAGAGCAGAGGAAGAAAGGCUCCUUGCAGAGGGCUCAGCCUCACACCAGCACCCGAGCCAGGAACAGGACCACCUCACAGAGCAAGAGGAGCUUGGAACACAAGAGCACCCCUAAAUGAGGAACAGACCCACCACUGGUCA
Molecule: messenger RNA, 590 nt
Organism: Camarhynchus parvulus
Lineage: Eukaryota; Metazoa; Chordata; Aves; Passeriformes; Thraupidae
Gene: C15H22orf15
Product: chromosome 15 C22orf15 homolog
Exons: 5
Coding region: 101-568 (155 amino acids)
Source: RefSeq, a predicted model, not a curated record